CACCACAUACCAAACAUAAUAAUUGUUAUAGAAACCAGCAGACUUGUUUAAAUAAAUGCAGAACUUAGACUGAAAUUAAAUUCAUAAAAAAUGCGGAUGGCAUUACAGGUGUGUAAAAAGUGGCGCACAAAAUGUGAUGUUGGUGAAGCGUGUCAAACCCAGAAGGCAGGGAGCGCCACGUACUCGGCUGGUUUAUUGAAAUACAAAUACAAAGGGACAUUCAGAAGAAGUUUUGUGCUGUGAAUGCGAGAGUGAUGGCAUCAGAAGAAGCAGAGUGUAUAUCGAACUUGUUCAAACCCAUAUACCUGAAGGAGGUGGCUGAGCUGAGGCAGUAUGUCCCCAACCUCCAAAGCCGCCCCAACCCACUGGAUCACAACCCCUACUUUGACACCCGCCAGCUACAACAACAACAACAAGGCUUCUACCUUACAGAAUCCGACGUCCUACUCCGCCAGAUCGGCAACGAUCUCUCUCCCUCUCCCCGCUUCGCCUACCACCGCGCUGGUCCACGCAAAAACAUCUACUUUGACCCUUCCAUUGUUCGCGUUGCCAUUGUCACCUGCGGGGGUCUCUGUCCCGGCCUUAACACCGUCAUCCGAGAGCUUGUCGUGGGCCUGUGGCAACUCUAUGGCGUCCGUCAUAUUUUCGGCAUCACCGCCGGCUACAGGGGGUUUUACUCCUCUGUCCCACUCCCCCUCAAUCCCAAACUCGUUCACCAUUGGCACAACGUCGGUGGCACCCUCCUUCAGACAUCCAGGGGCGGUUUCGACCUUCAUAACAUCGUCGAUGCCAUCCAAACUCACGCCUUCAAUCAGGUGUACAUUAUAGGUGGAGAUGGGACUAUGCGAGGAGCAGUGAAGAUAUUUGACGAAAUAAAGCAUCGGAAACUGGAAGUUGCAGUUGUUGGAAUUCCUAAAACUGUGGACAAUGACGUGGGAAUAAUCGACAGGUCUUUUGGAUUCCAAACAGCAGUUGAAAUGGCUCAGGAAGCAAUCAGUGCUGCACACGUGGAGGCGGAGAGUGCAGUGAACGGCAUAGGCCUCGUGAAGUUGAUGGGUCGAAGCACAGGCCACAUUGCUCUUCAUGCAACGCUCAGCAGCCGCGACGUCGAUUGCUGCCUUAUCCCCGAAAUAGAUUUCUUCUUGGAAGGGAAAGGGGGCCUCUUGGAGUUUCUCGGCCAGCGACUCAAGGAAAAUGGACAUGCCGUGCUUGUUGUUGCUGAGGGUGCUGGCCAGGACAUAAUACCCAGAACCGAUUCACAGAAGGACGAAAGGGAUGAAUCUGGGAACCCAGUCUUCUUAGAUGUUGGUGUGUGGUUGAAGUCAGAGCUGAACAAGUGGUGGAAAAGGGAACACCCCAAUGAGUUGUUUACAGUCAAGUACAUUGAUCCUACUUACAUGAUUCGUGCAGUUCAUGCAAAUGCCACUGAUAACUUGUACUGUACACUCCUCGCACAUUCUGCAAUUCAUGGUGUUAUGGCAGGGUAUACUGGCUUUGUUGCUGGUCCUAUUAAUGGAAACUAUGCAUACAUUCCUUUGGAAGAUGUGGCACGUGCAAAUAACCCGGUUGAUACCCAAGAUCAUAAAUGGUCGUGGGUGAGAUCUGUCACCAAUCAGCCUGAUUUUGUAAGGAGGUAAGACAGACAGACAAAGUUUUCCAUCAGCUGGACAUCCUAUUCGUAGGCUAGGUGAGCUGAUUCUCAUGUUCUCAUGUUUCUAGAUAGUUGCUUUACAAAUUUGUGCAUAUUCUGUAACAAGUUUUAUGCCUGGAACUUAAAUAUCAAUACCCUUAAACUAAAACUUUCAACUUAACGAGUUGGUUGAAGCAGAAAGGUUGGAACCCCGAACCCGAUCUGUACGUGCCUAUUUUACAAAUUAACUUGCUUUUUCUUUAUAUUUA
This is a messenger RNA of Glycine soja, 1899 nucleotides long. RefSeq names its product ATP-dependent 6-phosphofructokinase 2. Gene Ontology annotation, cellular component: cytoplasm. The record is from RefSeq and is a predicted model, not a curated record. Lineage: Eukaryota; Viridiplantae; Streptophyta; Magnoliopsida; Fabales; Fabaceae. The transcript is spliced from 2 exons. Gene Ontology annotation, molecular function: 6-phosphofructokinase activity; ATP binding. Bases 255 to 1637 code for a protein of 460 amino acids. Gene Ontology annotation, biological process: glycolytic process; fructose 6-phosphate metabolic process.